AUGUCCAAGCGCAAGUCCUCGGACCAGCGCGUUUUCGCACUUCUGGGCGGCGGCCCUGCAUCUCUGGCUGCCGCAGAAACGCUGCGCCAGGAAGGCUUCACCGGUCGCAUUGUCAUGGUCACCCGGGAGCCGCAUCUACCGUAUGACCGAGUACAGCUUUCCAAAGCGCUGGACAAGCCAGUAGAAAAGCUGCUGCUUCGACCAGAAAGCUUCUACAAGGAUUACGACAUUGAGGUCGUUCGAAACGCUUCCGUCACCAAGCUGGACACCAAAUCGCAGAACGUGCACUAUACCAACGGCGAUGCUCAAAAGGAAACGCUCCACUACGACAAAGUUCUGGUUGCCACGGGGGGUACCCCCCGGAAGCUUUUCGUACCCGGCUCCGACAUGAAGAACAUCUUCACGUUGAGGACUCCCGAAGAUGCGGCGAAGAUCGCGCAGUUGGCCAAAAAGGGGCAGAAGAUGAUUGUGGUAGGUGGGUCUUUCAUCGGCAUGGAGGUGGCUUCUUCCUUGGCCAAGAAGGGCUGCGAUGUGGCAGUGAUCGCCAUGGAGUCGGUGCCCUUUGAGCGUGUGCUGGGCAAGAAAGUCGGUGCAUCUUUCGCCCGGAAGCUCCAGAAGGAAGGGGUGGAGUGGUUUGGCACGUCGCAAGUUCGCCUCUUCCGUGGCAACGAAGCUGUGAACGGUGUGGAGCUCGAAGAUGGAGAGGUGCUUCCCGCCGAUGCGGUGGUAGUGGGUGCUGGUGUGUUGCCGAACACCCGUUUCGUCGAGGGCUUGUCGCUGGACAAAAACGGAGCCAUCGUCGUGAACCCGCUGUUGCAGGCAGAAGCUUGCGACAACCUCUUUGCAGCUGGUGAUGUUUGCGCCUAUCCUGCCAUUCGCACUGGGCAGCGCGUGCGCAUUGAGCACUGGGACGUCGCGAUGCAGCAGGGCCGUGUGGCCGCGCAGAACAUGCUCGGGAAGUUCCAGCCCUUCACGACGACGCCCUUCUUUUGGUCAGGGCUCUUCGGCAACCUGAACCUGCGCUUCGUCGGACAUGCGCCCGAAGCCCUGGAUCGCGUCAUCAUCGAAGGUGAUGUAAGCAACAUGGAGUUCAUCUCAUACUACACGGAGGACGACGAGAUCCGAGCCGUGGCGACGGUCAACAAGGACGGCGCUUGCGUAGAUUCGGCCCGAAGCAAGGGAG
This is a messenger RNA of Symbiodinium sp. CCMP2456, 1183 nucleotides long. NCBI's taxonomy places the organism in Eukaryota, Dinophyceae, Suessiales, Symbiodiniaceae. The record is from the annotation of a GenBank genome assembly.